Molecule: messenger RNA, 969 nt
Organism: Pseudomassariella vexata
Lineage: Eukaryota; Fungi; Ascomycota; Sordariomycetes; Amphisphaeriales; Pseudomassariaceae
Product: 60S ribosomal protein L44
Exons: 4
Coding region: 1-969 (322 amino acids)
Source: RefSeq, a predicted model, not a curated record
AUGGGUUCGUUAUUGGAGUCCACGGAUGUGAGGAACAAGCUCGAAGAUCUCUCCGGCGUUGUCAUCAAGCCAGGAGAGAAUCCAUACGAUGCCCUCAUUGCGGCCUGCAAUGAUGAUCCGGCCCAGAUACAGGCACUCUAUGCAGCACACCGGACGAAACGCAAUGCCCAGCAGAAGGAGAAAUUUUUAUCUCCUGAUUUUAAGGAGCUCAUUAUCGAUCCGUUCCUCUUGCGGCUCGAGAACCCGACUAUAGAGCCAGGCUUCCAGGACACGAGAUACUGCAUGACUUUUUGGGGUCGUCCUCCAAUCCACGCUCUCGAACUAGCCGGCCAGAUUCAAAAGAAGCUGAAGGCUUGUGCACCUAACAUCUGGCUCAUGCCACUCCAUCGAAUGCAUAUCACAACUCUCGAACUCGCAUUCUCCAGAACAGCCGAGGAAAUAGACGCUAUCAAGUCUGAACUGCGGCCAGCUAUCCCAUCUGUAGCUAGUUACACGUACGGUCACCGCACCCGAUUGGUCAAGCCCAUGAUAUCAUACGACCUUUCGGCGUUCGCCGUCUCCUUCCUGCCAGCCUGCGGAGAGCCCGUGAUCUCGCCUCCGCCUGUGGCUCCCGAUACAGCAGAAGUUGCGCAGCAAGGUGAUCAGUAUACGUAUCACCAUCUCAGACGGGAUAUGUGGGACCUGGCCAAAGAAGCGGGUAUGACCGUUGACUCGCGCUAUGUCGUGCCCAGCGCACAUAUAACUCUGGGAAGGUAUUUGACGCAUGAUGAUCACGCAACUCCAGAGAAGAGGAAGAAGUGGGUGGAAGCUAUUGACGAGAUCAAUCACUGGCUGGAAACCGAGAUCUGGGGCAACGGGAGGGAGCUGAUAGGGGAGUGGGUGGUUGGCCAAGAGAAGGGACUUGACGUUCGAGUCGGUACUCUAUGGUACGGAGCAGGUCGAACAGUUCUUCUGGGAGAGGGCUUUUGA